AUGGGCGAGAAUGUUACAGCCCCUUGGCGCAAAGGAGAAAAUUACAGAAUUAAAGUGGAGCCUGGCAAAGAGGCGAAUAUCCCUGAACAUAACUCCUUCAGUCCUAAUCCGACACGUCCGUGUACUGGAACUACACCUGAUACCGUCCCGGACGGGGACGCGGAGGAGAGCGUGGCCAAGAUGCGACGGCUCGUGCUGGCCAGGCUGACGGCCGCCAAGAUCCCGGCGGAGGCGCUGGACGUGGUGGAGCGAAGCAAGAUGAGCGAGGUGGUGUUGUCGCCGCUGCGGUUCCGGUCGCCGCUGGCGCUGGUCCGAGGCAGCAUCUGCAGGGGUGGCGUGUGCGUGGCCGGCGACGCGUUCCACCCGAUGACCCCGGAGCUCGGGCAGGGCGGCUGCGCGGCGCUGGAGGAUGGUGUCGUCCUCGCCCGGUGCCUCGGAGAGGCCUUCGCCGUUGGCGGGCACGGGAACGCUGAGGCGGCCCUGGAGAAGUACGCCAAGGAGCGGAGGUGGCGGGCCAUCCGGCUGGUCACUGCCGCGUACGUCGUCGGCUUCGUGCAGCAGAGCAGCAACCCGGCGAUAAAGUUCCUCCGAGAAAAGUUCCUGUCGGGAUUGCUGGCAAGAGUGAUGGUCGACAUGGCCGACUACGACUGCGGGAAGCUCUAGUUCUGUCAUUCCUUCCUUCACGACGGCAGAACAAGAACGACGAGAGAAAACGAAUCAGUUAAAACGGCAUCAAUCAAAUCGAUUGGAU
This is a messenger RNA of Triticum dicoccoides, 751 nucleotides long. RefSeq names its product monooxygenase 2-like. The record is from RefSeq and is a predicted model, not a curated record. Gene Ontology annotation, molecular function: FAD binding. The transcript is spliced from 2 exons. The coding region runs from base 1 to 663 and encodes 220 amino acids. Lineage: Eukaryota; Viridiplantae; Streptophyta; Magnoliopsida; Poales; Poaceae.